This is a messenger RNA of Podarcis raffonei (Aeolian wall lizard), 2023 nucleotides long. RefSeq names its product trafficking protein particle complex subunit 3L (gene TRAPPC3L). The transcript is spliced from 6 exons. NCBI's taxonomy places the organism in Eukaryota, Metazoa, Chordata, Lepidosauria, Squamata, Lacertidae. The record is from RefSeq and is a predicted model, not a curated record. The coding region runs from base 899 to 1486 and encodes 195 amino acids. Gene Ontology annotation, biological process: intra-Golgi vesicle-mediated transport; endoplasmic reticulum to Golgi vesicle-mediated transport. Gene Ontology annotation, cellular component: TRAPP complex; cis-Golgi network membrane; cytosol.
ACUUGGAGGAGGUGAACUGCUGAAUAAUACAGGCAGGUGAUCAUCUGGCAGCAAGAUGCUAUGGAGUGAUAAUAAGGCAAGCUCACUUGCUGAGUGGGAUUGUGGCUUGAAAACUAAUAACACAUCGUUGCUGAUAUCCAUGGUUGAAAGCUGACCUAGGUCUAGUGGUGGACCUAACAAAAUCUGGUAGAUGAUGUUGGAUAGAAGCUGGUGGAGUCUGUACUCAGAAGCCGGAGAACAUAGCAUGGCUAAAGCAGGUUGGUGCUUAUGGUUGAAGUUCAUUUUCGGAAGCCAGACAACAGAAGCCAGUGGAUAUUUGUGGACUGAAGCCAGGACAUGGAUGUGAAUGAAUGGAGUGUAUGUGAUGAAUGGAUGUGUCCACUGGUGUUCUUCACAGAUGUCAGCUGGCAUAUGUUUGUAUGAGAGGAUUCCCAUUUGAAUGCUGUUGAGAUGAAAUGAGUGUGUGUAGGUGUGUGAAUAUCAUGUGUGAGAGGUGGACUAUGGCUAUGCCAAAUAACCAGCUUUAUAUAUUUCUGGCAUAUUUAGACCUCUGAAUGUUCUGGUCUUGCUUGUCAUGCAGUGAGAUCAGCUAUUAUGCAUGUGAUUUGCAAUCUCUCUGCUUUAAUGGAUCAGUUCCUGAUCUGAGUCAGGUUGUUCUCUGAAGCAGGCUUGAUUUCUUGCCAGAUUUCUCUUGGAAGAUUUGAAUCACAUAAGAGGAGGAGCAGAAGAAGAAAUGUGGCACCCAGAGCUCUUUUACUUUCAGAGAGUAGUAAAGGGUGGUUGUUGUUUUAAUAGCCAGGAUAAAGAAAGGAAUCCAGUAAUGGGAAAGGAAAAUGCUUUUUGAAGAAGAAAGGAUAUAAACAGGGAAUCGCAUCCUCUCUACUUCUGCCCAGGAAAAAUGUCACGGCCAGCAAACAGAAGACCAGAGAACCCCAAAAUAGACUGGCAUUUACCCACCGUUUCAUCCUCUGCAUCAGCACAUCAUAUGAGCAGAGAGCUUUUUGUACUCACUUACGGUGCUUUGGUGGCUCAGCUGUGUAAGGAUUACGAAAAGGAUGAAGAUGUGAACAAAUAUUUGGACAGCAUGGGGUAUAACAUUGGCAUCAGGUUAGUUGAAGACUUCUUGGCUCGCUCCUCUGUGAAGAAGUGCCGGAGUUAUUCUGAAACGACAGACAUAAUUGCACAGGUUGCUUUUAAGAUGUAUCUGGGUGUUGUGCCAACUGUGACUUGCAGUAAUUCCACACGGUUCUCCCUCAUUCUGGACAAGAACCCCUUGGUGGACUUUUUGGAAGAGCUGCCGGCGGGGAGAUCUUCACUUUGCUAUUGCAGUCUCUUGUGUGGGGCCAUAAGAGGUGCUCUAGAAAUGAUACAUCUGGCUGCUGAAGUUACUUUCAUCCAAGACACUCUGAAGGGGGAUGAUGUGACAGAAAUUGGAAUUGCAUUCUUAAAGAAGAUUGAAACCAGGAAACACAAAAGAAAUAAGUGAAGCCAUAUCUGAAGUAACUAUGUGUGGACAGUUAAUAUUUUUGACCCUCUGUACCUGCCUAGAAAGAUAUUAUUUCUGAUCCAGAAAAGGCAUUCGAUACAGAACCAUGGUGUGGAUGGUGCCACUUCUGGAUCAGGCCCAGCACUCCCAAAUGUUUGCUAUGUCGGGCAUGAACUCUGCACCAACCCACAACCCAACAUGGACAUGAAUGGUGCAUGGUUCUCCCUCCUGGCUCAGCUGCAAAUACGUCCAGGGUAUCUUGAGGGAAUGGCUGCCUCUCCUGCAUGCUUAGGUCAUCCUUCUCCACAUUCUUCAGCCAGGUAAAGUUAGAUGGGUGGCUAUGAGGCACAGGAACUGACUUAGCGAUGGCAUACUCACUGUGGAACUCCCUGCUUCAGAAGGCUUGGUAGCCUAGCUAUUUCAGGCUUAAAGAGACUCAUCAAUGUAGCACUUGUUAGAAGUGUGGGCAAGAUUUCUUUUUAUUCUUCUGAAGGAGUUGACUAUUUCCCCAGAGUGUCUGGGGAAGCCUAGCCAGUU